AUGGGGCAAACGAAACAAGAGGAAGGCUACGGAUAUGACUUAUUCCCCGAAAGAAACACGGGAAAAUACAAGAAGGGAUCAGUCGGAGAGAGUCUGUUCACUUUCAACCACAAGUGUCAGGUUAUGUUACAGUUAGCCGUGGAAACCAGUCCAUAUGCCAAACUACUCCUGAGUGCCAUGAAAAAUUCUGGAUGUCAAGUAUUUAAAGACCGCCAUUUUGCCUGCGAAGAUUGCGACGGAACCGUCAGCGGCGGCUUUGACGCAGCGACGUCCCAAAUUGUCCUAUGUCAGAACAACAUCCACCAGCAGUCCCACAUGAACCGAGUGGUCACGCACGAGCUCAUACACGCUUUUGACCACUGUCGAGCCCACGUGGACUGGUUUAACAACUUUCGGCAUUUAGCGUGUUCAGAGAUUCGUGCCGCCAACCUCAGCGGCGAUUGCUCCUUCUCUAACGAACUGGCGAGAUUCCACUUCGGCGUGAAGCGACACCAACAGGAAUGCGUCCGAGGUCGCGCCCUCCGCUCAAUCCUAGCGGUGAGAAAAAUCAGCCGCGAGGAGGCGGACAAAAUCGUCGACGAGGUGUUCGACUCGUGUUUCAACGACCACGCGCCGUUCGGACGAAUCCCGCACGGGAAGAAGGACGCCAAGUUCGCCUACAAGGAUUAUGAGAACCGAAAUCGGUAUUAA
Molecule: messenger RNA, 690 nt
Organism: Nerophis lumbriciformis (worm pipefish)
Lineage: Eukaryota; Metazoa; Chordata; Actinopteri; Syngnathiformes; Syngnathidae
Source: RefSeq, a predicted model, not a curated record